This is a messenger RNA of Fusarium falciforme, 1176 nucleotides long. RefSeq names its product Oxidored-FMN domain-containing protein. The transcript has 7 exons. Gene Ontology annotation, molecular function: FMN binding; oxidoreductase activity. Lineage: Eukaryota; Fungi; Ascomycota; Sordariomycetes; Hypocreales; Nectriaceae. Bases 1 to 1176 code for a protein of 391 amino acids. The record is from RefSeq and is a predicted model, not a curated record.
AUGACAGUUUCAAAGGCGACAAAGCUGUUCACUCCGACCAAGGUCGGCGCCGUCAACUUGCAGCACCGAGUUGUUCUGGCGCCGCUGACACGAAGGCGUGCAGAUGCUGCAACGGCUGUACCAGCUGAUUGGGCGGCUGAGUACUACGCUCAGCGAUCUUCACCUGGUGGGUUGCUUGUCUCUGAAGGGACCUUUAUCGCUGAAGAAGCGGGGGGCCUUCCCAACGUUCCAGGAAUCUACUCCAAGGAGCAGAUAGCAGCUUGGAAAGAUAUCACGGACGCAGUUCAUGCCAAGGGAGGUAUCAUCUUCUGUCAAAUCUGGGCUCUCGGAAGGGCCGCAAAGCCAAAUGUUGUAUCGACUGUUUGGAGCGCUGGUUCAACGCCCCUUGUUCCGGAGGGUGCUGAGUCAAGUGAUCCGCCUCCCAACUUCAAGGUUUUGAGCGAGUCUGAUAUCGAUCGAUUUGUUGGACACUACCGACAGGCUGCCCUCAACGCAAUCGAGGCUGGCUUUGACGGAGUUGAGAUCCACGGUGCCAACGGAUAUCUCGUUGACCAGUUUGUAAGUAAUCCCCUGCCCCCUGAAACAACAGACCUGACACUUUCACAGCUUCAGUCGAACUCCAACGAUCGUACAGAUUCGUACGGAGGUAGUCUUGAGAACCGCCUCCGCUUCCCACUGAGGGUUCUCAAUGCCGUCAGUGAUGCCAUCGGCCCCGAACGUGUCGGCAUCCGAAUGUCGCCCUUCUCCCGCUUCCAGGGUAUGCGUGAGGCCGACCCCCUGGCCCUCUUCGUCCCCUGGGCCAAGGCCAUCGUCAAAGCUCAGCCAUCUCUGGCGUUUGUCCACGCCGUGGAGCCACGAGCCAACGGAUCGCAGGAUACACCUGAGCACCUGCGAAGUGCAGAGGACACAUUGGCGCCCAUCCGCGAGGUUCUUAACAGUGCCGGAGUCAAGCUCAUUGUUGCCGGAGGAUUCCUGCCCGAGACGGCCAUCAAGCAUGCGAGCGAAACGGAUGAUCUCGUGGCCUUUGGGAGAUACUUUAUUCCGAACCCCGAUCUCCCAGCACGAAUCGAGAACGGAUGGCCACUGGCAAAGUAUGACCGGUCGCUCUUUUACACCCAGAAUGAAGUGGGAUACACCGAUUAUCCCCCAUACAACGACAAUGAAUCUAGACUUUGA